Lagenorhynchus albirostris (white-beaked dolphin) is the source of this 1336-nucleotide messenger RNA. It is a transcript of the gene TADA1, whose product is annotated as transcriptional adaptor 1. NCBI's taxonomy places the organism in Eukaryota, Metazoa, Chordata, Mammalia, Artiodactyla, Delphinidae. Gene Ontology annotation, molecular function: transcription coactivator activity. Gene Ontology annotation, cellular component: SAGA complex. Gene Ontology annotation, biological process: regulation of transcription by RNA polymerase II. The record is from RefSeq and is a predicted model, not a curated record. Bases 148 to 1155 code for a protein of 335 amino acids. The transcript has 8 exons.
AACCAAACAAACGUCUUCUCAGAGCUUGGGGGCGGGGCAGGCGGGAGAAGACGGAGCCUCCAGAGCCGAAGCCUUCGCGGAGUUGGUUUUUCGGUUGCUGGUCGUUGUGGCCGAGGGGUCUGAGGUCGGGCUGAGACGUGGGGAGCAAUGGCGACCUUUGUGAGCGAGCUGGAGGCGGCCAAGAAGAACUUGAGCGAGGCCCUGGGGGACAACGUGAAACAAUACUGGGCUAACUUAAAGUUGUGGUUCAAGCAGAAGAUCAGCAAAGAAGAGUUUGACCUUGAAGCUCAUAGACUUCUCACACAGGAUAAUGUCCAUUCUCACAACGAUUUCCUCCUGGCUAUUCUCACGCGUUGUCAGAUUUUGGUGUCUACACCAGAGGGUGCUGGAUCUUUACCCUGGACAGGGGGUUCUGCAGCCAAACCUGGAAAACCAAAGGGAAAGAAAAAGCUUUCUUCUGUUCGUCAGAAAUUUGAUCAUAGAUUCCAGCCUCAAAAUCCUCUCUCGGGAGCCCAGCAGUUUGUGGCCAAGGAUCCCCAAGAUGAUGAUGACUUGAAACUUUGUUCCCACACAAUGAUGCUUCCCACUCGGGGUCAGCUUGAAGGGAGAAUGAUAGUGACUGCUUACGAGCAUGGGCUGGACAACGUCACCGAGGAGGCUGUCUCAGCUGUGGUCUAUGCAGUGGAGAAUCACCUUAAAGAUAUAUUGACAUCAGUUGUGUCAAGAAGGAAAGCUUAUCGAUUACGUGAUGGUCAUUUUAAAUACGCCUUUGGUAGUAAUGUGACCCCACAGCCGUACCUGAAGAACAGUGUAGUAGCUUACAACAACUUAAUAGAAAGCCCUCCAGCCUUUUCUGCUCCUUGUACUGGUCAGAAUCCAGCGUCUCACCUGCCUCCUGACGAUGCUGAGCAGCAGGCCGCACUCCUGCUGGCGUGCUCGGGGGACACGCUACCCACGACUUUGCCUCCAGUGAACAUGUACGACCUUUUUGAAGCUUUGCAGGUACACAGGGAAGUCAUUCCUACACACACUGUAUAUGCUCUCAACAUUGAAAGGAUCAUUAUGAAGCUCUGGCAUCCAAAUCAUGAAGAGCUGCAGCAAGACAAAGUCCACUGCCAGCGCCUGGCAGCCAAGGAGGGGCUCUUGCUCUGCUGAAUUGGGAUUGGAGGGUGUGGGACCCUCAGCAAAUUCAUUGAUGAUUGGGAAUUGAAUGCUUUUGGGGGCCACAUUUCAAGACUGAAGUGUGUAGAGUAAAUAUAACCUUUCCUAUGGAAAGGUGAUAGUACAUUUUGUGUUGCUACUGUGAAGCCAUUAAUAAAUCUGAUUUUAAUAAUGA